GGUUGGCGGUGGAGAGGAGAGAUGAUCUGUAUCGAACCCAUAUUGGCUCAUUAGCCAUUAGUCGAGCAGCAGCAGAUUCAUAUUACACCUAUUAUAUUUUAGUAAUUUGAUUGCGACAGUGAUAGGUGGAGUGUGAACGUGCCGCAACUACGGCCGUCAUCACUCGUCGUCAAUAACGAGGCCGAGUGUCGUUUGUUCCUCCAUUAACUACUAAUUUUUAUUAAUCGUAACAAUUUUUUUCAAAAAUAAUCGAAUCCCGCUCCCCUCCGCACAAGCGCCCGGCGCUGAUCAUACUAUUAUGCUCGAAAUCUAAUGCGUCCAGCAUCAAAACGCAAUAAUAAUCAUUAUUGUUGUUGUUGUUAUUAUGUGAAAGUGCAUGUCCACUAGAAAUUGUUUUAACGAUGACGAACUCGACUUUGCUACUACCCCAGUACCACAAGUAUCUCAAUGGAGCACCAGUGCCGUUCAGCAGACGCACCCGGAGGAACAGCGAAUUGUGUCUGGUCGUGCUGGUAUUCAUUUCCCUGACGAUCAUCUGCUUUGGAGCCGUGUUCUAUUUACCCGAGUUCAAGGCUACCUACGGUGGUACCAUCAACAAUGUCUACAAGCACAUACAGAACGCAGGGCCCGAACUGUUGUUGCCAGCCCACGGAAACUCAAGGCACGAUGGAGUGUUGGAGGAUCCACAUGCUGCUUGGGAUAAGCAAAUACUGUCUGCCAAAAUCGAUGAGGACUAUUCGGACAAACGAAAAGUAUUAGAAAGACCAGAUACAGGCAAUGCUAUCAAACGGCAUAUUAUCAAUAACAGUAGUUUUAAUUCUGAAGCCGAAUCAAUCGUUGAACACGUCGAAACCAGUCAAACUUAUGAAAAUUCCGAGUUGAGACAAAGGCGAAACAAAGUUAAAGAAAUGAUGAAACAUGGCUGGGAUAAUUAUGUUAAAUAUGCAUGGGGUAAAAAUGAAUUGAAGCCUGUAUCAAAACGAGAUCAUUCUGGAAGCGUAUUUGGAUCAGCAAAUAUGGGUGCAACUAUUGUCGAUUCAUUGGAUACAUUAUUAAUUAUGGGUUUACACGAUGAGUAUAAACUUGGAAGAGAUUGGGUUGCUAAUAAUUUUACUUUAGAAAAUGUGAAAAUAGAUAUAUCUGUUUUUGAAACAAAUAUUCGUUUUAUUGGCGGUUUUCUUACGUGUUAUGCUAUGACUGGUGAUACUGUUUUUCGUGAUAAAGCUGACUAUAUUGCAAAAAAAUUAUUACCUGCAUUUCAAACACCAACUGGAAUACCAUAUUCAUUAGUCAAUUUAAAAUCGGGGAACAGCAAGAAUUAUUUAUGGGCAAGUGGUGGUAGUAGUAUAUUAUCAGAAUUUGGUACUCUACAUUUGGAAUUUGUAUACUUAUCUGAUAUCACCGGCAAUGACAUUUAUAGACAAAAAGUUGAACAUAUUAGACAGUUUGUAAGAAGUCUUGAUCGACCUAAUGGAUUGUAUCCGAAUUUCUUAAAUCCUAUUACUGGAAAAUGGGGACAACGCCAUGUAUCACUCGGAGGCCUUGGUGAUAGUUUUUAUGAAUAUUUGUUGAAAGCGUACAUACAAUCUAACGGUAAAGAUUUAAUAGCACGUGACAUGUUUGAUGAUGCCAUGGCAAGUGUGAUGGAUAACCUAGUUCAAACAUCUUCUACUGGACUAACAUAUUUAGCAGACAUGCGUUUUGAUAGACUUGAACAUAAAAUGGACCACUUAUCGUGUUUUGCCGGUGGAAUGUUUGCACUUGCUGGUGAAACUCUAGGUAGUGAUGCGUCUAAACACUAUACUGAUCUUGGAGCUAGUUUAACAGAAACGUGUCAUGUAGCUUAUGAUAAAACUGCUACAAAAUUGGGGCCUGAAGCUUUUAGAUUUACAGAUAAUUAUGAUGCAGUUGCAGUCCGUGGCACUGAAAAAUACAAUAUUCUUCGGCCUGAAACAGUUGAGUCAUAUUUUGUUUUAUGGCGAUUAACUCAUGACAACAAAUACCGAGAAUGGGGAUGGGAGGCCGUGCAAGCUUUUGAAAAACACUGUCGAGUAUCGGGUGGAUAUAGUGGAAUUAAAGAUGUUUACCAAAUAGAUUCAAGUAAAGAUGAUGUUCAGCAGAGUUACUUUUUUGCAGAAACUCUCAAAUAUUUAUACCUAUUAUUCAGUGAUGAUAAUCUAAUUCCAUUGGAUAAAUGGGUAUUCAAUUCAGAAGCUCAUCCACUUCCUGUAAAAGAACUCAAUACUCAAUAUAGAAUGCAUCAAAGAGUUGUAUAAUUGUUGUGAUUAAAUGUUUGGAAUGUCAAGAAUUUUGUUUAUGAAUUUUUAAUCUAUGUUAAACAUUUCAAAAGCUAAAUUAGUUUAUGAAAUUCUUUGACAUUUAUUAGGUAAUUAUGUUUUCUUUCUUAUUUUUUUAUUAAAAUCUAAAAUAUGUAUGAAUAUACUGUACAUAACUUGCGGUAUAUUAGUAUACACAGUUAUUACAAUUUUACGUUUAACAAAUGUCAAAUAUAGAAUAUUCUAUCUUAGUUUGUAAAUAAUCACCAUUAUUUAUGGAAUGUAAGAGUUGAAUAACUUAGUAUAUUUAAUGCAUAUUAUUAUAUAGGUUUUGUUUUGUUAAAUCUAACUAUUUGGAAGCCACUCUCAAUGAUUCAUAUAAUAAAUUUUCUGUGAUAAUAAAUUAAUUUUUUUUGUCUAGCUAUAAUUCAAAUUUUAAGCAAGAUUCUUUGUUAUUGUUUGCCAAUUUGUUUUCUUUUUUGAUAACUCUAAGUAAUUUUUCUUACUAAUAAAUAUUAUUUUUAGUAUUUGUUAUCCAUACUUCUUCAAUACAAAUAAUGAUUUCGUAGAUUAAUGUAUAAUAUGUUGGAUAUUCGUAUAUUUUAAAAAUUGACAACUAUCGAGAUACUUUUUAUCAUUAUGUACAUUUUAAUGUUUACUUAUGCCAUAUGAUAAGUAUUUGUAAAAUUUCAAAUAAUUAAAAAUUGAUUUUAACAGUAUUUUAAUUUUAGCUGUAGAUUUAACAAUAGAUAUUUUAUGGAUUAUAGAUAUAUCAAUAAAUAAAAUUCACGCAAUGACUAGGGUUUGGGGCAUUUUGCACUAAUAUUGUUCUAUAUAUGAAAGCAAAUAUAAUACAGUUAGAAUGACAAAAAAAAGUUUUAGUUUUUGAACAACCAUGUAUGAUUAAAUAAAAUUGAACUAUUUAUUAUUAUUAAAAAUGGAUUUAUUAUUGAUUAGCGUUCGGGAUUUAUUGCACUUAAAAAUACUUAAAUUUGUCUUUUUGUAAAAUAUAUGCAAAGUCAAUUUUUAUUGCACAACAUACAGUAUAAUCAACCAAAAAUAAUUUACAAAUGCAUUCAAGCUUGAACUUUAAUUAUUACCUACUUUUGUUAAAUAUUACUUUUAGAUAAAUAAUAAUAAUUAUAUAUAUAUACAUACAUAUAUAUAUAUUUUAAUAUAAUUGUAUUUACUUUUAAAAAGGUGAUCUGAUUUAAUUUACUGUCUCGCUAUAAACAAGAUUCUAUAUCUUAUAAAUAUUUUGGUAUUUUUAGGUUUAAGUUAGUGGUGGUUUUUAUUACUAAAUUCAAAUGAUAAAUUAUUGUUUUUAUGUUUUUAUAGUAGUAAAAUAAAAUUUCCUGCAUUUGAUUUGUAAGUAAAAUGUUUUCUAUAAUAUUUAUAAUACACAGUCCCACAGACAUGCUGUCUUAUGUAAUUUAUGUAUGUACCAAAAUUAAUGUAUAUAAUACCAUAAAAUACAAUUAUAUUACACAAUAGUUAGUAACAUAAGGAGAAUUCUUAUUUGCUAGUUUUACAAUUCUUUAAACAAUUUGUAUUUUAACCAAUAUACUGCCUAAUUAAUAUGUUAUAAACACGUUUAUAUUUUUUUAAACAGUAAAUAAUAAUUAUUUUUUAAUUUACAAUUUGCAACCAGUAUUUCAUGUUAUUCACAUUUUUUAUUUUUCCACAAAUGAUGACAAUUAAUUAAAUUGUUUUAUUGAUCUAUGAAACUGAGUGUUUUUAAACUGUAACAUGGCAGUUUUUAUUGUGUAUUAUUAAUUGCAUUAAAUUGUUCAUUUGAUUUAUUAUUCAGUAUUUAUGUUAAAAAUGUUCACUAUGUAUACUACUUUUUUUUAAUGUUCAACACUUCGUGUCGUUAAUAUCUCAGUAAGGUCAUUUAUUAUUUUCAUAAAACUCAAAGAUAUACCAUUAUUUUUUACUUAUUUUACCACUUAUUGUUUAACUUGUAUAGUUUUGUUAACUAUGUAAUAUAUAUAGACAUAGAAUAAUAUAACAUUAAUAUUAUACAGGAUGAUUUGUUUUGUUUGAUAAGAUUUAAUGUGGUAGAGUUAUUAAGUUUUCCUACCACAGAAAGUCAAAUACACGUAAAGAAAUCAUGUUUUAUAGUUUAUAGCAGUGGCGAAGCUUCAUGAGAAAUAAUGAGUGUAAGAGGAAAUGGAAAUCUGGUGGAGGUUAUAACUACGCUAUGAGACAUUUCUCGCCAUUUUUAUUUUAGUUUUAAGCAAUUGUUAUUUACUCAAUUAUCAAUGUUGUGUGAUCGACCUCUGCUAAACUCUUUAUCAUGGUUGGUUUAUUUCUGGUAUGAUAUAUCUAAAUAUGAGUAUCAAUAAUAUUGUCAUUAUGCCCGAUUUAUUUUAAAUUUUUUUCAACAUCUCUCCAAGUUUUUACUCACACCUCGCCACUGGUUUAUAGUAUACUAUAUAAUUAUACAAUUUUUGCUUAAGUGCAUAAUGAACCAAAUGUGUACUUGUAUGUUAUAUAUUAAUUAUUUACUGUGUAAAAACAAAAAAAAGGAUUGUUAAAUUAGACCAUAAAUAAUUUAACAUUAAAAUAUUUAUUUUUUCUAGUUAAUUGUACUAACUACCAUAUUAUAUUAUUAAUACUAUUUAACUAAUGUUUGUAUAUUAUAAGAAUUAUACAUUUUCAAAUAACAUAAUAUAAUUUAUUUAUUGUUCCAUCCUUUAAAAAUGGAGUUUUUAUAUAAAUUGAUUUAUUUGACUACUUAAUUAAUAGAUUGUUACAAUUAUGUCCAAAACAAAUAGUACACCAUUCGCAUUUAUUUUUAAUUGUAAUUUAUUUGUACAAACCUGUGUAUGUAAAUAUAAAAAUAUAGUUAAUGCCAAUGAUCCACUUUUACAGUGUCAUAAUUGAACAUAUUAUCGUAAUCACUUGUUAAGUAACUAUUAUUAAUUAUAAAUAAUAUUAUGAUGUGUUAUUAUGCUUUUAGUUGAGUUUAGAAUAAAUUAAUUUAAAAGCGUGUUAAAGUUUAUUUGUAAGGUAACAAAAUAAUGAAAAAAAAAAAUAUAGUUGUUUUCUGCAUUUUAAA
Messenger RNA from Metopolophium dirhodum (rose-grain aphid), 5340 nucleotides. RefSeq names its product mannosyl-oligosaccharide alpha-1,2-mannosidase IA (gene alpha-Man-Ia). The record is from RefSeq and is a predicted model, not a curated record. Gene Ontology annotation, molecular function: calcium ion binding; mannosyl-oligosaccharide 1,2-alpha-mannosidase activity. The transcript has 8 exons. Lineage: Eukaryota; Metazoa; Arthropoda; Insecta; Hemiptera; Aphididae. The coding region runs from base 402 to 2276 and encodes 624 amino acids. Gene Ontology annotation, cellular component: Golgi membrane; endoplasmic reticulum. Gene Ontology annotation, biological process: N-glycan processing; carbohydrate metabolic process.